AUGGAGUUUUGGAAUGCACCCUCUCGACGUAAAUGCGGACAAUGGAGCCUGGUGAUCAUUGUGGUGGCGAUAGGGCUCAGUUCAUUGCAAGCGGUUGAUGCAGGGCUAGGGGAGUGGAGGCUAGUGACAAAAAAUGCUGGUAUUUCAGCAAUGCACGCUGCAGUGGCACCUGUCUUGGGGACAGUGGUGCUUCUCCAUCAAACUAAAACGGGACCCUCCAACAUCACAUUCCCAGAUGGAAGGUGCAGAAACAUCACCUACGAUCUACUUUUAAAGACUGUUUGUUAUGUUCAUUCUGUCAUCCUCGAUCCCACGAGUGAGGUGGUGCGGCCAAUCAUGGUCAUGACAGACACGCAGGGUUCAUCUGGUCAAUUCCUAGGCGAGGGCUCUCUCAGUCAAACAGGAGGCGACCUUGAAGGGAAGAAAAGGACAAGCAACCUGUCCACAAAGUGCUACACAACGGUGGCGCAAAGAAGAUAUUGCGACUGGGUCGAGGGGGGUAAUGGCACAGAUCUAUUAGAGCAGCGGUGGUACUUCACCAACCAGCUUCUCCCUGAUGGUCGCCAGAUCAUUCUCCCAAGAGACACUGAUGACGGAAGAGGAUCCAGCCCUAACAAUCUAUACCCCUUUGUCCAUCUCCUGCCAACAGGGCAACUUUACAUCUUUGCCAACAGAGACUCUAUCCUCUACGACUACAACCAGAACGUGGUGGUGCGGAAAUUCGACAAGAUCCCUGACAAUCCGAGGAACUACCCUAGUGGGAGCUCGUCGGUAAUGUUGCCGCUGGUCUACAAUGACAACUUCAAGAAAGUUGAGAUUCUAGUUUGCGGGGGAGCCGCGACUGGCUCCGUAGGCAAGAACGAGGGGCAGAUGGAGUGCUCUACAAGCUGUAGAAAGCUUGACGUCUUGCGAAAGAAUUUCACUUGA
Physcomitrium patens is the source of this 927-nucleotide messenger RNA. Its product is annotated as aldehyde oxidase GLOX. Lineage: Eukaryota; Viridiplantae; Streptophyta; Bryopsida; Funariales; Funariaceae. The record is from RefSeq and is a predicted model, not a curated record.